Harpia harpyja (harpy eagle) is the source of this 664-nucleotide messenger RNA. RefSeq names its product liver-expressed antimicrobial peptide 2-like. Gene Ontology annotation, biological process: defense response to bacterium; antimicrobial humoral immune response mediated by antimicrobial peptide. The record is from RefSeq and is a predicted model, not a curated record. The transcript has 2 exons. Lineage: Eukaryota; Metazoa; Chordata; Aves; Accipitriformes; Accipitridae. Bases 46 to 450 code for a protein of 134 amino acids.
GAGCAGUGCCCAGUGGAGGCACCAGACGGCAGAGUCGACGGCACCAUGGCAGCCUCAGCCUCAGCCUCAGCCCCAGUCGCACCGGGCACCGGCCGAGGUGGCAGGGCCAGCGGGGCCCCCCAUGCCCCCCUGAGCACUGCCACCGGCCUGGUGCUGCUCCUCUCCCUCCUCUUGCUUCUCCCCAGCUCCCUCCAGGUGGGUCCGGGCACAGGGGGCGGGCGCUGGGGGCCGGGGGGCUGGGCACCUGCCCCCCUGCCCCAUCCACCCCUCUGGGUGCUGCAGGAGCCCUGGGGGUCACGGGGGCACGCGGCCCCCCGCCUGCCCCGCAUGACGCCGUUCUGGAGGAUGGUGGGCAGUAGACCCCUGGGCGCCCACUGCCGGCACAGCCUCGAGUGCGUCACCAGGGCCUGCAGGGCCGGGCGCUGUGCCCCACCACAGUAUGAGUGCUGACAGCCACCGGCAACCCCAGGAAAGUCCACCCUGCACUGGGACCACCGGAGACCAGGGUGCGCCAUGUGCUCACUGCUAAGGCAGGACUGCUUGGCAGCCGCAUGCCCCGCGGAGCUGGGCUGGGGAAGGACUGUGCCCCCGAGCUCCCCGGGGGCAACGCUGUGGCUCAGCUGCCCCAGAUGCUCUGUGCAGGCAAUAAACUUGCUGCCCCCUU